AUUUGUCGCACCGCUACCUAUCGAUAAGUAGCCUUAAUGUUUGAACAGCUGUUGAUAAAUAUCGCAGCCAAACUUUCCAUUACUAAGCGGCGGCUAUAUUUAUUUGCAUUCGGCGUGCUAAUCUUAAAAUGAGUAUAAAUUAUGAACAGAGUACAACAGAUGAACAAUUUGCGUCAACCAAAUUGUCAGACGAUGAGGACAGCGAAGAUACCAAUGGAAAAACUAGUGCAAUAGCAAUAGAGCACUCAGCAGCUAACCGAAGGCGAUUGGAGAAAGAUGAAGCAGAUGUUGGGACUGAUCCAGACGUCGAGGCCGAUGCCGAGGCUGACGCUGAUGCUGAUGGUGAGGCAAGUGGAGCAGCAAACACACAUGUUGUGGCACAUCAUUAUAACGAGUUAAAGGAAGCCGGACUCAAGGAGCGAAACAAGUCGAAAAUCUUUUUUAUGCGGAACUUCAACAAUUGGAUCAAGAGUCAGUUAAUUAAUGAAUAUAUGGCCUUAAUCAAGCAUCAAAAACGGGUUGGCGAUGCUCUACGCGUGCUGGACAUGUGCUGCGGCAAGGGCGGCGAUCUACUCAAAUGGGACAAGGCAUUCAUAUCCCAUCUAAUAUGCACAGACAUCGCGGAGGUAUCUGUGGAGCAAUGUCAACGUCGCUAUCAGGACAUUUUGCAGCGAGCAGAAAAAUCAAAAUUCGGACAUAAAUUCACAGCUGAAUUCUUUGCCUGCGACUCGACAAUGGUUCGGCUAAGGGAACGGUAUAAGGAUGCAUCGCUGCAACUGAAUUUGGUCUCGUGCCAGUUUGCCUUUCACUAUUGCUUCGAGUCGCUACAGCAGGCAGAUUGCAUGAUCCGUAAUGCAGCCGAGUGCCUGCAGCCAGGUGGUUAUUUUAUAGCCACCAUACCUGAUGCCUACGAGAUUAUUAGGAGAUUAAAAGCAGCUGGACCGAACGCUCGCAGCUUCGGCAACGAUGUCUAUAACAUUGAAUUUGAAUGCGAUACGGAGACGUUGCCGCUAUUCGGUGCCAAAUAUCAAUUUCAUCUGGAAGGCGUUGUUGAUUGCCCCGAGUUCUUAGUACAUUUCCCUACGCUCAUUAAACUAGGUCGCCGUCACGGAUUGCAGCUGGUUAGACGCAGCACCUUCGCCGACUAUUUCAAGGAGACACUGCCCCAGGGCCGACAGCUGCUACAGCGCAUGUCUGGCCUGGAAUCAAUACAAGCUCAUCGCUACAGCACCGGCGAACAAUUCGAACAUGUGCGUCGCCUACUAGGCACACAGCGAGGCAGACCCCUGGGUACGCUCUCCAAAAACGAAUGGGAAGCAACAACGCUUUAUCUGGUCUGUGCCUUCAAGAAGUGCAAAAAUAGCUGGGAUAGCAAUGGCAAACCCUUGUUCGAGUUUGACGACUAAAUUGUGUUCCAUAAGUCGCACGCAAAUUUAACUAUAUCUCUAAUCACGUCAAUGUUCUUAGAAGUUUUCUUGUGCAUUUUGAAAAUCUUAUUUACAACACAAACUCAGCAUGAUCAGAGCAUAUAUUUUAAGUUUAAAA
This is a messenger RNA of Drosophila hydei, 1545 nucleotides long. RefSeq names its product mRNA cap guanine-N7 methyltransferase (gene Rnmt). The coding region runs from base 129 to 1406 and encodes 425 amino acids. Gene Ontology annotation, cellular component: nucleus. Gene Ontology annotation, biological process: 7-methylguanosine mRNA capping. Gene Ontology annotation, molecular function: mRNA 5'-cap (guanine-N7-)-methyltransferase activity. The record is from RefSeq and is a predicted model, not a curated record. The transcript is spliced from 2 exons. Lineage: Eukaryota; Metazoa; Arthropoda; Insecta; Diptera; Drosophilidae.